Molecule: messenger RNA, 1575 nt
Organism: Rana temporaria (common frog)
Lineage: Eukaryota; Metazoa; Chordata; Amphibia; Anura; Ranidae
Product: C-type lectin domain family 2 member D2-like
Exons: 7
Coding region: 418-972 (184 amino acids)
Source: RefSeq, a predicted model, not a curated record
ACAGGGCUUCUUCACACAACACACUAGAUCAAUUACCCUUUCAAAUAGGGCUGGCUGAGGGAGGGACAUUAACAUUUCAACAGCCUGUAACACAUGAAUCCUUUUUACCUCUAACACACACACAGCAUAACUAGCAGGGAGAAUUUAAACUGAAGCAUAUCCUUCACAAUAACCUUCACUAACACACCUGAAUCCAAUCAUUUAGAGAAGCGUCCACAAAUAUUUGGCUAUACAGUGUAGUUGUGUACUUAAUUUGCUGUUUCUAUGCUGUACAUUGAUAUAUUUCUGUAAGAAAAGUUAUGUUUUGUCUCUCUCUGUACAGAAUGUUCAACACCCCUCACAAACACAGACCGGGAAACGUCUGCACAUAAUCAUAAACAAGGAUGUUCAACACCCCACACAAACAGAGACCUGGAAAUGUGCGCAGAUAAUCCUAAACAAGGAAUUUGGCAGAAACUCAAGUCAUUCAAAGUUCCUUUGCUCUAUGUUUUAAUCGGAGCACCAAUAUUUCUGAUUAUCGUUUGUGCUAUUUACGCUAUAACAGCUCUCACAGGAAAGGACCCUGCAUUUCUGGCAAUAUCAACAGGAGCAGAAUGUAAGGAUGACUGGUUCUUAUACAGGGGAAAAUGUUACUAUACCUCAGACCGGCCUGAUACAUGGACGGACAGCCAGAACUUCUGCAAAUCACACAAUUCAUCCCUGGCAAUUAUUGAUAAUGAAAGAGAAAUGAACUUUUUAAAUCUCUUGAACUCUAACAAUUACUGGAUUGGACUGAGCAGGACACAAGAUGACUCAGGCUGGGUCUGGACCAAUGGAACAUUCUACUCAGGAACACUAUUUAAUAUUACUCGAAAGCCAACAGCCUCCAAUGAAACCGAGCAUGUUUAUCUGAAUGGUAAAGGUUUUCACAGUCAUAGUGGAAGAUAUGCAAUAAAAUAUAUUUGCAGCAAGAGUGUUAGGUCAUCAUCCUGAGCACGUAUGAGAUGAUUUAAAGCAGUAUUGAAUCCAAAAUCCAAAAUUUUAUAUAUUGCAGCUUACUAAUCAUUUUUAUUUUUUUUAAUAUAGGUUUUCCAGAAAAUACAUCGUUCUCUGUAGCAUCAUAAGUACCAUACAAUUAAGUGUCAAUAUCGUGGAAGAGAUUAAACAAAGGACAGAUGUGGACCACAAAAUUAUGUGUAGCACCCUGAUGUCUAGGCAGGAUUGCUCCUAAAUUUACCUGCCAGGUGUUAGUUGCCUUGGCCAAUUGUUAGGGAUCAAUUGAGUUCACCUCUGGAAUUGCUGCACUGCUCUCUUCUGUCGCUGGGUGGCCAGGUACCUGGUGACAUUGGAUAAGAUAAGGGUGAUGCAAGGACAUAUUAGGAGUAUAUGGGGUGUCACAGCCAAAGGGCAGGGGUUUUCUUGGCCCCUUGGCCUGCUGGGAGAACCUAUAUAUUUGGGUGGAGUCAGGUGACCUGGACGGCUGUCUGAGUGGACAUGUGUUGUGCUGCUAGGAUGGAAUUUGGGCCUAUCCUGGGCACAUCUGGCUACUAGGCUGUCUGAGGGCCUAUACCAGGGAUAUGCAAUUAGCGGACCUCC